Molecule: messenger RNA, 222 nt
Organism: Menidia menidia (Atlantic silverside)
Lineage: Eukaryota; Metazoa; Chordata; Actinopteri; Atheriniformes; Atherinopsidae
Source: the annotation of a GenBank genome assembly
GCUGAUCCACAGUACGCCAGCAGUGUAGCAGAAGCCCUGAAAAACCUCUUCCCGGCAGAGAUCCAGUCGGGGCUGCUGGAGGUGGUCUCUCCGUCCGUCCACUUCUACCCAGACUUCUCCCGCCUCAGGGAGUCAUUCGGAGACCCAAAGGAGAGGGUCAGGUUAAGGCUGCUGGACCCUCUCCGGGUUCGUCUGGAGGCCGACCGCAUCCUGUUCCUGUAA